This is a messenger RNA of Brienomyrus brachyistius, 1948 nucleotides long. RefSeq names its product dickkopf WNT signaling pathway inhibitor 1b (gene dkk1b). The record is from RefSeq and is a predicted model, not a curated record. The transcript is spliced from 4 exons. Bases 772 to 1521 code for a protein of 249 amino acids. Gene Ontology annotation, cellular component: extracellular region. Lineage: Eukaryota; Metazoa; Chordata; Actinopteri; Osteoglossiformes; Mormyridae. Gene Ontology annotation, biological process: negative regulation of canonical Wnt signaling pathway; multicellular organism development. Gene Ontology annotation, molecular function: receptor antagonist activity; co-receptor binding.
GGACCGAAAAUAACUUGAAUAACCAUCCAUUACAAAAAAGCUGAGUGAAUCGUCUGGAUCGUCAACUAUUGUUAAUUUGACAAGACAUUGCAAUUUUUAAGGAAAUUUGAAGCUUUGACACAUGUCAUAAUAUAUUAAAGUUUGCUUAAGCUGUUUAAUGAAAAACACGAAGUAUAUUCUUGUUAAAAAAACUCACAAAUGAAAACGAGGAUUCGGAACUUGUGGUAAAUUCAACUUUUUUUUUUAAUUACAAAGACAACGCCGUUGUUGACUGUAAACGCAAAAAACACAUGUCCUGAGCUUUUCCAAGUUCCAAGAACGCCUAGAAUAGGUUUAGUGAUAUCCCUUAAAUCCCAUAUAAAGUAUGAGCAACGGCUCCAUUAGAUGGAAAUGUUUCGGUACGUGUUUGAUGUCAUCUGACGGACUCAUUGAUAAUUAUACACAAACAUUGUGAAACCUUAGGACCAGAUCUCCCUUCCAAUAGCAAGCGUAACUGCUGUGGGAAGAAGCGUCAUGAACUCGGGCUCUUUGAAAUUUCAUCCACCCCUUUGUUACACACAGCUAGGGGCGGGAAUGCAAACAACUCCACAUGUAUAAAUCGAGCAUCACGAUAGCGGAGUCUUCAGAGGAGACAGGAAACUUCACUUCAUCCUUAGAAACCUGCGAGCUUCACAUUUUAAAAAGGGGGACUAUACGGCGCCCAGCGCGAAAGUUGCCCGAGCGGAGUUUGUGCCUUUGCGUUACUUGUAUCUCUCAUCGCGCUGCAUAGCUAUGCUGCUGGUUUUAGUGCAUCCGUUUCUGGCCGUUUUUUGUACCCUGUAUGUGUACUUUGGGGGCACCCAUGCCGGGUCUGCCCUGCACAAUUCCAAUGCCAUCAAGAAUCUUCCCGGAGGAGCAGCGAAUCCAGGGCACCCGGUCAGCGCAAGUCCCGACAUUUUGCCUUUUGACAGCGGCAACCAGAACACAGCAAUUGACCCAGUGCAGCCUCUAAGUUGCUCGACUGACGAGGAAUGCGGCGACGAGGAGUUCUGCUACGGAUCCCGAGGCGCCUGUCUGCCGUGCAGGAAGCGCAGGAAGCGAUGCAUCCGGGACGCCGUUUGCUGUCCUGGCAACCACUGCAGCAACGGACUGUGUUUGCCGAUUGAUCCUGCUACGACUCAGCAAGUUAGAGUCGAUGCGACAGCAGCGGUGACUCUGGGGCAGGAGAACUCCACGAUUCAACCUCAUUCCAAACGACCUUUGCCAAGUCGAUCGCAGUCCCUCAAAGGUCAGGAAGGCGAGAACUGCUUGAGGUCUACGGACUGCUCAGAAGGGCUGUGCUGUGCACGUCACUUUUGGUCCAAGAUCUGCAAGCCGGUCCUGAAGGAAGGGCAGGUGUGCACCAAGCACAGAAGGAAAGGCACCCACGGCCUGGAGAUCUUCCAGCGCUGUGACUGUGGAGUCGGGCUUUCGUGCCGGACGCAGAAGGGCAACCACAGCAACAAGGCCGCUCGAAGUCUUCACACCUGCCAGCGGCACUGAACUGCGGUCUGAGGCUAAUCUUCAAGGAUGUUGUCUGGCCCCCUGGAGAGCAAAGGGACUAAUUUUUGUUCUCAAGAACAUUUUUUUUUUCCAAGUGUGGAAGACGGCGUUCUCGGUGGAUACUGUUUUCUUGUUGUUGGGGUUUUUUCAGUGUUGUUCUUCAAAAUAGCAGAGUAGGUUUGUUUCUCUUUUAUGGAACUUGAGACUCACAAUGAUUGCAGUAAAUUACUGUAUUGUAAAUACUGUACUGAAGUGGCACUUAACUCUAGUGAUUUCUGUCAACAACCAUUUGGAGGAGGUGCUGCCUGAUAUCAUACUAUUUUUAAAUUUAUAAACGGUGAUCUAUAUUUAGAAUCUGAUAUAAAUGCCUAUAUUUUUAUUUGAAAUAAAGAGAAUGUAAAGAUAUUUAAAGUGUUAUUAAAUCAAG